Schistosoma guineensis is the source of this 3401-nucleotide messenger RNA. The record is from the annotation of a GenBank genome assembly. NCBI's taxonomy places the organism in Eukaryota, Metazoa, Platyhelminthes, Trematoda, Strigeidida, Schistosomatidae.
UUCAAAACGAGAUUGAACCUCCACAAUAUUACAAACUACAAGGAAUAAUAUAAGUCGAUAGAUCUAUCCUUAUUACUGAAGGCUAAAGAUGUUACUGUGACCUUGCAGACGUAGUAACUGAUUAAACGCAUGUUUAAAUAUGGAUUUUGUUCCAGAUGACAUAUUGAAAGAGUUUCCUCAAGAAAACGAAAGUCAGCUUUGGGAAUAAUUAAGUAUAGUUCGAUUGAGUUUUUAGGGCACCUCAUAGAUCCCAAAACAAGGGUGAAGUUUGGGAACAGCAUUUCAGCUGAAAAAAUUCCACGGUCUAAAAAAGUGACAUGGACUAAAACUGAGGGAUCAUAUGAAAUCGCAUUGAAUUACGAGACUUCAUUCAGGCAAGCUCUACACUCAUAUGAUAUUUUCUCAGGAGCAUUAUUGCUUCUAAGCAAAGGUCUCACACAAAGUAUGUUUGCCACAGCUUUGUAACGCAAUGCUAUCAGCGAUAGGAGUUAUGUUGUAUAUUUGUCUAAAAAACUCGCCGAUAUCGUUCAGAAUUCGCAUAUAGGAGAACUUUCACCUGUUGAAAGUGCAGAACAACUUCAGGAGUUUAAAGAAGCUAGUCACACGGCAUUAAAGAGUAUUCAAAACAUUUUCCGAGAGGCAAUAACUCAGGUCUGUCUAUCAAGAUAAAUCCCCAUUUAAGUAGAUACGCCCUGAAGAAAGUCAUCGCAGGGCAUUGCUUCUUAGCCUGUCAGAUAGGUACGAAAAUAUUUUCAAUAACUUAAUUGAUGCUUGUGAGAAUCUAUAUUCAGCUGUAAUCUCUGGGAGAAAAGAUCUUUGCAUGAUAAACGUAGAGGGUCUGCGUAACAAAAAGAAAUUGGAGGACUGUUUGAAGUGUCUCACUGACGCGAGUUUAAGCAAUGAAAAACUUCAAUCAUCUAUCAAAAAUCUGAAUUCAGAGAUAAUGCAAGCUAUUUCAUCUACAAAGGCAAAUGAAGACGAAGUGUUCAAUGUUCAUAACUUAUAUAAACUUCAGCUUCAAAGAACUGAGAGUGAUCAAAGAGUACUUGCAGAAGAAAGUUGUCAUUGCUUUAAUAUGGCUCUUAACUUAAUAAAGUUGUUUUGUGAUAGAAACAUGGUGACUAUUAUAGAUCAUCUCCAAAUGUCCAAAGAUAAGUGGUUAACUAUGUAUGAUCGAUCAUUUCUGUUGAUGAGAAAAUUAAUAACACAAUUAUUUGAAACAUUGGCAGCGUGUUCAGAAGGGAUUAUGCGCUUUUCUGAAUGUCUGGAAUACUUAUUUAUGUCAUCUAAGUAUCAUUUGGAUGACUUGUUGAAAAAAACUGAAAAAUUAGAAAUUUAUCUACAUCCAACGUUUGAGGAUAACGUAAAAAAUAGAAGUCCAGAAUAUACAACGCGUGCUACCAUUCUACUGACUGAUAUUCUAGAAACAGCACAAAAAUUGUUAAACAACAUAGAUAAAUUGUGGACAAUGAAAAAAUGUGAAUUAAUUAAUCAAAUUGGUUUGAAUACAUGCCAAUAUGAUAGAACUGAUAUAAAUGAAAUAAAAGAUAAUGAUGAAACUAUUAAAGAUAAUGAUGAAAAUUUUAAACAAAAUCAAACAAUAAAUAAUAAAAUAUUUAAACAUGGAACUUUUAUUUCAAAUGUAAGAUUAAAUUGUAGUUCACAAAAUAUUGCACAACCAAAAUUUUAUAAACAACUAUUUAAAAUAUUAAAAGCUGAAUUAAAUUUAUCUGAUUUAAAAUUACUACUUAAAUCAGCAACAGAUGAAUUUCAUGAAUUAUUUGUAUUUAUGAAAGAAAAUUUAAAUGAUCAACAAUCAUCAGGAUUAUUUAAUUGGUUGAAUUUAACAAAUAAUAUCAAUGAUUUAGAAGAUGUACUUUGUAGAUUAUCAAGUAUACUGACAAUUCAAGAACGUAAUUUAAUCAAACUAAUCGAUUUAAAUGACUUAGGCAUAUCAACUUUUGUUCAUAUGAUUGAAAAACUUAAAGAUAAUUUAAACAAUGGACAAGAGGAAGAAGGACCACUUUUCGACUUAAACGAAUUACGAGAGAGAUUCAAAAAAUGGAAAGAUUUAAUGAAACUAGAUGACUGCGAUCCUUUUCAAUCGAAUUCCGUUGUGGAUAAAUUAUCUGUAGAUGGAGAAGAAGACAGAGAUAAAAAUGAUAAAUUUAAUCAAACAAAGUUAACUAUUCAAUUAAAUGAUCAAUCUACAUUAAAGUUAAUUAUAAAUAUGCAACAAAUUUUAAAUCAAAGAUUAUGUGAAUUAAAUUUAAAUUUAGUCAAUAAUGUUAAUAAAAUUGAUAUGAAACGAUCAAUAGUAUGUCAAUUAACUACCGAAUGGUUAUCUAGUUUAGUUAUAUGGGUUUGUUUAAGAAAUUGUAAUUCUGAACAACAGGCAUUAUUUGAAAAAAUUUAUAAUUAUAAAUUGAAUAAUUCAAAUAAUCUAGAAACUAAUUCAUCAAAACAAAUAUGUUUACAUCAAAUGGAUAGAAUUGAAGCAAUUGAACAUAAUACAAUGGGAAUGAAUAAUGAAGAUACUGUUAUAAAUACUGGUUUUAAUGAGAAUGAUGAUAUUAUAUCCAAUGAGAAUAAAUAUUAUAAUGAAACUGGUAUUGAUAAUGAUGAUGAUGCUGAAUGGAUUACUUCAUGUUUCAAAGAAUCUUAUCAAGAUUUGCAAAAUCAUUUAAAUGAUUUCAAAACAAAAUCUAAAUUAGAAGAUGUUAUUCGUCAAUUAAUCAUUGAACUUGAUGAUAUUUCUACGAAUUUGAAUAUAAAUACUUGUCUAACUAAAUAUUUCAAGAAUCAAAUAGAUUUCGAAAUAUGGGAACAACAAAGAAACGAACUAAAUUUGGCCAAACAGGAAUUCAUUCAAGCUUGGAAUAAUUUACUCAAUGAAAUAUAUCAAAAUCAUUCUGAUGAACAUUCAGAAAAUGCAAAGACAGACUUUUCGAAAGGGCACAAUAAGGAGGAGCAUGAAGUUUCGAAAUCCAAUGUCAAUAACAAUCUGAACUAUUUACACGAAUCCAAUCAGGAUGGAUUCUUCUGUACUGAUUCAAUUGAUUAUAUCAACAGACAAAUGGAAGCAGCAUCAGAACGUCAGAAGGCUUCUUUCAUAAAACGUAAAAAUCUCGAAGAUGCGAUACAACAAAAACAAGAACUAAAGGAUAAACUCGAGAAAGAAAUAGAAGAUAUCGAUCAAAAGUUGGUUGAACUUCGUAGAACAUUAGGUGAUGCAUUUGAAAGUAUGCAAUUAGAAGUUCAACACGGAAAAUCUUAAAAAACUACAAUACAGAAUAUUUCUUUUAUAUAUAUAUAUAAUUAGCAGAUUAAUUUAUUGUUUUCAUGUUUUGUAAUUGUUACGUCCGAUAAAUACAUUCAUUAAAAAAAGCAAAGUGGCGAAC